AUGUGGCUGAAGCCCGAGGAGGUGCUGCUGAAGAACGCCCUCAAGCUGUGGGUCACGCAGAAGAGCAGCGGCUACUUCAUCCUGCAGCGGCGUCGGGGCCACGGAGACGGUGGCGGCCGCUUCACGGGUCGCUUGGUUGGUGCCCUGGACGCCGUGUUAGACUCCAAUGCCCGCGUUGCUCCAUUUCGAAUUUUACUCCAAGUUCCAGGCUCUCAGGUUUACUCUGCCAUUGCAUGUGGUGCCACUGCAGAGGAAAUAAACCAGCACUGGGAAUGGCUGGAACAAAACUUGCUCCAUACUUUGUCUGUGUUUGACAAUAAAGAAGAUAUUGUUAGUUUUGUCAAAGGGAAAGUCAAGGCACUGAUUGCAGAGGAAACGAGCAGCAAACUCGCUGAGCAGGAGGAGGACCCCGAGAAGUUCCGAGAAGCCCUGGUGAAAUUUGAAUCCAGAUUUAAUUUUCCUGAAGCAGAGAAGUUGAUCACCUAUUAUUCCUGUUGCUGUUGGAAAGGAAAAGUUCCUCGGCAAGGCUGGCUUUAUUUGAGCAUCAAUCAUCUCUGUUUUUAUUCCUUCUUCCUGGGCAAAGAAUUGAAACUUAUCAUCCCUUGGGUUGAGGUCCAGAAGCUGGAAAGAACCUCCAAUGUCUUCAUGACGGACACAGUCCGUGUCACCACAGCAAACAAGGAGCGCGACUUCUCCACCUUCCUCAAUAUCGCUGAGGCUUUCAGGAUCAUGGAGCAGCUGGCAGAUGUGACACUCCGAAGGCUACUGGAUAAUGAAAUCUUUGAACUGGAUCCAGGCCUGCAGGAUCCUACUCAGAUUACCAAGAGGGAUCUGGAAGCCAGAGCACAGAAUGAAUUCUUUCGGGCCUUCUUCAGAUUGCCCAGGAAGGAGAAGCUGCACGAGGUUGUGGACUGCUCUCUCUGGACGCCCUUCAGUCGCUGUCACACAGCAGGGACAAUGUAUACUUCAGACAGUUACAUCUGUUUUGCCAGUAAAGAAAAUGGCUGCUGCACUGUGAUCAUCCCACUUAGAGAGGUAAUCAGUAUAGAGAAGAUGGAGGACACAAGCCUUCUCCCUAAUCCCAUCAUUGUCAGCAUAAGGAGUAAGACAGCUUUUCAGUUCAUUGAGCUGAAGGACCGAGAUACUUUGGUGGAGAACCUGCUUCAGAGGUUCAAAGAGGUGAACUCCAGCAACACAUUGCACUGCAACAACUUGCAAAAUAACAAUCAGAACAGCCUUGCCUUUGGAUCCAUGUGCACGCUGGGGGAUGAUGAGCCUGCGUGUCUGGGAACAGAGGCUUCACACGGGAAAGAGAGAAGUGAAUGUGAAAAGGAGAACAAUUACUUGCUCAAUGCAGAAGCACUAAGGUCAGACUUUCAUCAGUCAGGAAUGCCAGGCCUUGAUUUUGGAAAGUCUAGGGAGCAAAUCAAAGAGAGCCUGUGGGAUGACCAUUUCGUGGAGUAUGGCAGAACCGUGUGCAUGUUUCGCACAGAGAAAAUCAGAAAACUUGUUGCUAUGGGAAUUCCCGAAUCCUUAAGAGGCAAACUCUGGCUGCUUUUCUCAGACGCGCAGACGGAUCUGGCCUCGCACCCUGGCUACUACGUGCACUUGGUGGAGGCCUCCAUGGGCAGGUGCUGCAUGGCCAGGGAGGAGAUCGAGCGCGACCUGCACCGCUCGCUGCCCGAGCACCCGGCCUUCCAGAGCGAGACCGGCAUCGCCGCCCUGCGGAGGGUGCUCACCGCCUACGCGCACAGGAACCCCAAAAUAGGAUACUGCCAGUCUAUGAACAUUUUGACCUCCGUGUUGCUGCUGUAUGCCAAAGAGGAAGAAGCCUUUUGGCUGCUGGUUGCUGUGUGUGAGCGGAUGCUGCCGGAUUACUUCAACCACCGAGUGAUAGGUGCUCAGGUAGACCAGUCAGUGUUUGAAGAGCUUAUAAAAGAGCAACUUCCAGAGCUGGCUGAACAUAUGAAGGAUCUGACAGCCCUAGCUUCCAUCUCUCUUUCCUGGUUCCUUACCCUUUUCCUCAGCAUCAUGCCCCUGGAAAGUGCUGUGAAUGUUGUGGACUGCUUCUUCUAUGAUGGCAUCAAAGCCAUUUUCCAGCUGGGCUUGGCCAUACUGGAAGCCAACGCCGUGGAUCUGUGUAACAGCAAGGAUGAUGGGCAGGCCCUGAUGAUCCUGAGCAGGUUUUUAGAGCAUGUCAAAAAUGAGGAAAGCCCUCUGCCACCUAUUGGUAAUCACCAUGCAUUCUUCAGUGACGACCAGGAACCCUCUCCAGUGACUGAAAUAGCAAACCUGAUUCAUGACUCCUAUGAGAAAUUUGGAGACCACUCUGUGGAGCAGAUAGAGCACAUGCGCUACAAACACCGCAUCCGUGUCCUGCAGAGCCACGAAGAUACCACCAAGCAGAACGUGCUCCGAGUUGUCAUCCCAGAUGUUUCAAUUCUUCCUGACGAUUUAGAGGAAUUGUAUGACUUGUUCAAGCGGGAGCACUUGCUCAGGUGCUACUGGGCCGGCGGCAGCGCGGUGCCGGAGCGGCACGACCCGAGCCGGCCGUACGCCGAGCAGUACCGCAUCGACGCCCAGCAGUUUGCCAGCCUGUUCCGCCUGCUCUCGCCCUGGACCUGCGGGGAGCACACCGAGCUGCUGGCCCACAGGACCUUCCGCCUGCUGGACGACAACAUGGACCAACUCAUCGAGUUCAAGGCGCUCGCCAGCUGCUUGGAUGUUAUGUAUAAUGGAGAAAUGAAUGAAAAGAUAAAGUUACUAUAUAAGCUGCAUAUCCCACCAGCUCUCACAGAAAAUGAACGAGACAGCCAGUCACCAUUAAAGAAUCCUUUGCUGUCAACAUCAAGACCACUGGUCAUUGGAAAAUCAAAUGGUGAUGCAGUAGAUUACCAAAAGCAACUGAAGCAGAUGCUGAAGGAUCUAGCCAAAGAAAAGGAUACUAAAACUGAAAAGGAAUUGCCAAAAAUGAGCCAGAAGGAGUUCAUUCAGUUCUGCAAAACGUUGUAUAGCAUGUUUCAUGAAGAUCCAGAGGAGAACGAUUUGUAUCAAGCCAUUGCCACUGUGACCACACUGUUACUUCAGAUUGGAGAGGUAGGACAGAGGAGCCUCAGCCUGGGGAGCGGCUCAGACGAGUUCAGCGAGGACUUGCAGCCCGAGGCCUCUGCUUCAGAGCAGGAUGCUGUUUUUACUGACACUGUGAAGAGUCCUCACAAAGACUCUCAGCCUUCACCUGUGACUGAAGGGGACUGGACUGUCUCUUUUGAACAUAUUUUAGCAUCCCUCUUGACUGAACAAUCAUUAGUUAACUUCUUUGAAAAACCCUUAGAACUGAAACCAAAGCUUGAGAAUGCAAAGCUAAAUCAGUACAGUCUCAGAACAAAUGGAAUGAGCUGCCAGUCACGGAGUGAACAUGCAAAACCAAACAUGCAGUAGCAGCAAAUAUAUCAAAAAUGAAAUGCACUGAAAUUAUGCCAAAGGACAUACUGUAAAAGGCUUGCAGUUGGCAGUGGACUUCUGGUAUCCAAUUUGUUGGUCUGUGGUUUUCAGUUUAAGAGCUUUAAAAGCUAAAAGGGUGUGUAGGUUUGUUUUGUGCCAUUGACUUACUAUGUUCUUGUUCUGAAUGUAAAAGGAAACAUCUGUCUACAGUGUGAAGAACUGAAGCCCUCUUCUGCAUUGGGAGAGCAGAGGCUGGCUCCAGUUCUUUCUUUUUUUAAGCAGGGAAAACACUCCUCAUCUGCUGUCCAGUUUCUUUCGGUUGCCUUUUUUUGCACUAAUACUGAAAACUGUUUCAAUGCUGGUAAUUGAAACUAUUUUAAUAUAUUUGAUUGUAUCCCAAUUUUUAUGUCUUGCUGAAAUGUUAAGUGUACAUGGACUGUGCUUCUGAUGUUCGUCUGUGAAAACAUGCACUUUUCAAUAAACCCUUUUUGUACAAAAGUGGCAUUGACAGUAUUUACUGGUUUAGGGAAGCUAAGUGCCUUUAGUCCCUACAGCUUUAAACAAAUCCCCUGGGGUAGCAUGAUCACAGUUAUUUCACUAAUCAAAACCCUGUUUCUGUGUUGUACACAGAGCUGCUUUGGGAGAAGCCUACUGAGUCUGCCUAAGAGGCCAGUGGGGCACAUCAUUCACAUGAGAUUACAUACAUGAAAUAUUGAUCUAGCAGUUUUGGUUGAGGUUUUCUUAUUUUGUUUUUAAACAAACUGAACUUAACUUAAAAUACCUGUGUAAAGGCUCUUUAAUACCCAGAACAAAACAAACCCACCACAACUCUGCCACCCACAAAGAACAUUUGAAUCUCCUCCUUAUUUCAUUCACAUGUAAGAGAAAUCUCAUGUAUCUUUAAGAAAAUUACACCUUUAUGUUCAAAUUCAAAGAAAGCAAGAUAUUUUAAAGACUGGUACCUGUUCAACUCAGUGCUUCAUGG
Messenger RNA from Melozone crissalis (California towhee), 4426 nucleotides. RefSeq names its product TBC1 domain family member 8 (gene TBC1D8). Bases 1 to 3438 code for a protein of 1145 amino acids. Lineage: Eukaryota; Metazoa; Chordata; Aves; Passeriformes; Passerellidae. The record is from RefSeq and is a predicted model, not a curated record. The transcript has 20 exons.